Eimeria necatrix is the source of this 2202-nucleotide messenger RNA. RefSeq lists its product as hypothetical. NCBI's taxonomy places the organism in Eukaryota, Apicomplexa, Conoidasida, Eucoccidiorida, Eimeriidae. The coding region runs from base 1 to 2202 and encodes 733 amino acids. The transcript is spliced from 6 exons. The record is from RefSeq and is a predicted model, not a curated record.
AUGCUGCACCUGGCAGCAGCAGCAGCAGCAGCAGCAGCAGCAGCAGCAGCAGCAGCGGCCGUCUUGCUGCAGUUGAGCACUGUGCCAAGCAGCAGCGCCAGUACCAGCAGCAGCAGCAGCAGCAGCAGCAGCAGCAACAGCAGCAGCAGCAGCAUCAGGCGCACAUUCUGCCAGUCUGUGGAAAGACAGCUGAACACCAGCAGCUUCUGGCGAAGCUGUUUAGAGCGGUACUUCCCCACGGAGAGCAGCAGGCUGAGCACUGUUGCUGCGCUGCACCGAGGAGUCCGCCGUCUUGCUGCUAGAGGCUCUGACCUGGGCUCUUUGCUGCUGCAGCAGCAGCAGCAGCAGCAGCAGCAGCAGCGGCAGCAGCAGGGCCGGAGAGAAGCAGAAGAGGCGUUCUCUUCCCGCAGCAGCGCAGGCAGUGCAGAAGCAGCAGCAGCAGCCGGAAGAGAACCAGCAGCAGCAGCAGCAGCAACAGCAGCAGCAGCAGCAGCAGCAGCAGCAGCAAGCCUCAGCAGCUUGCGAGACAAAGUUCUCUGCAGCGACCGCCACACAACUCGUUUGCUGCUGCACAGCUACCGCACAAGCCUCAUGAAUAGGCAGCAAUACGAGGCCUUCAGCAGCAGCAGAGCAGCACUUAAAGCUGCUGCUGCUGCUGCUAUUCCCGGCUUCUUUGCUGCUGCUGCGCCAGCGGUCCUCGGCGCCUCUCGCAAAAAGCAGCAGCAGCAGCAGCAGCAGCAGGGGGAAGCCGCUGUGUCCUCGGGGACAGCAGACUCUGAGGAUGCUGCUGCUGCUGCUGCUGCUGCUGCUGCUGCUGCGUCUCCUGUCCCACCUGGUGCUGCCGUCCCCGCUCUUCCAGGAGAGGCUCCUGAAGGCUGCCCAACAGCAGCAGCAGCAGCAGCAGCAGCAACAGCAGCAGCAGCAGCAGGGAGCCUGAGUGUCCCUAGCGGGGCUACAGAGCUUCUCUGCUACGUCGCGCAGCAGCAAAUGCAUGCAGUGGUGGAGCUAGCCAUGCGGCUUGCUGCCUUAAAUAGCCAGCAGCAGGAGCAGCAGCAGCAGAAGCAGCAGCAGCAGCAGCAGCAGGAGCAGCAGCAGGAGCAGCAGCAGGAAUGGGUGCUGCCGAACGCGGAGGCCAUCGUCACGCAAGAAACUCGUUUGCUUGAAGAGCUCCCUACAAUUGCUGAAGUUGUUGCAACGAUGAAGCAGCAGCAGCAGCAGCAGCAGCAGCAGCAGCAGCAGCAGCAGCAACAGCAGCUAGAUGAGACGGAGGCUGUGGCGAGCCAAAGAAAGCGCUCACGGCACAGCAGCAAAGACAGCGCCAGCCACAGCAGCAGCAGCAGCAGCAGCAGCAGCAGCAGCAGCAGCAGCAGCAGCAUGGUCCACAUCCCUGCAGCUGCGUACGAGACAGCAGCUGCUUUGCUGCUGCGCCUUUGGCUGCUGCCGACCUUUUAUGUGCAGGGCUCCAUUGAUAUUGGUGGCCUUGCAGCAGCAGCGCAGCAGCGAGAAGCUGAAGCAGCAGAAGCAACGGGAGACCCAGGUUUUGCUGCUUUGUGGUCCGAGUUCAUUUCUUCCGCUGUUGAGGCCUACGCUGCAGACGACGCCGAGCAGCAGCAACAGCAGCAGCAGCAGCAGCAGCAGCAGCAGCAGCAGCAGCAAUUCUUGAGGCUGCCUGACGUCGAUUUGUUUGGUCUCUUUUUGCUGUCGAGGCUUCACAGCAAAUGGAAAAGAACAGACGGCGAAGGAGACAUCAUGCAGGUGGCUGCUGCUGCUGCUGCUGCUGCUGCUGCUGCUGCUGCUGCUGUCGCCCGCGCUGCGGCUAGUCCUGCUGUUGCUGCUGCUACUGUCAUCGCAUCUGCUGCUGCUGCUGCUGCUGCUGUGGAUGUUGCUGGUGCUGACGCCACUGUUACCAUCGCGACUGCUGCUGCUACUGCUGCUGCUGCUACUGCUGCUGCUGCUACUGCUGCUGCUGCUACUGCUGCUGCUGCUACUGCUGCUGCUGCUACUGCCGGUGCUGUUACUGCUACUUUCGCCGCUGCUGCCGUUACUACUGCUGGUACUGUUGCUGUUACUGCUGCUGCUGCUGCUGCUGCUAGUGUUGCUGCUGCUGCUGUUGCUGCUGCUGUCGCAGUUACUGUUGCUGCUGCUGCCGCUACUGCUGCUUUUACUGUUGCUGCUGCUGCUACUGCUGCUGCAGCUACUUGA